CAGCACCAUACUAAGCAAAACAACUCCGCGACGAUUCAUCCAAAUAUCACUGGUAAUUUCAUGCUGUUACUACACAGCAUUGACAAAUAAUUAUAACGAGGAUGCGUCUGCCCGAGUCUCCUUUGUUGGCUCCUCUGAUGCGAUGCUAUAAUAGUCCUCAAUGUCAAAUCGUACGUCUACGUCGGCGAAACAUUCUGGGGUCUUGUACUAGAGCAUGUAGCUACCAAGCACGCCCACAAUUACACAUUCGCGAACGAUCAAAGUCUCUGUUGAAAUACUAUAGUAGCCAUGUUCCCUCCGAUACUCCAACCAGGAAGUCUGCGAAAGUUAUAUCAAAAAAUAGUAGCUCAGAAGAAUGGAAGGAACCCAGUGUCGCAGUUCUUGGCGGUGGAAUUACGGGUCUAGCAACAGCAUACUAUCUCACCCAGAUGGCACCGCAUCUGAAAGUCACACUGUAUGAGAGUAGUCAGAGGCUGGGAGGGUGGCUACGGACAAAAUAUAUUGACGUGGGAGAUGGUGAAGUUGUGUUUGAACAAGGGCCGAGGACUUUAAGACCGAACACGCCUGCGGGAUUUGUUGCUCUAAACUUGAUCAGAGACCUUGGGCUGUCUGACCAGGUGAUUAAAACCAACAAAAUGUCUGCCGCUGCCUUGAAUCGCUUUAUCUAUUAUCCCGAUCGGCUUGUUUGCAUGCCCGAGCCCAGCCAAGGGGUUUACGCCAUUACCUGGAAACUGUUGACAGAACCAGUUUUCAAAGGAAUGUACAGGUUGCUUUUCGAAUAUAAGAGGCCACGAAGACCAACAGAAUUGGAUGAUGAAUCUGUAGGAUCAUUUCUGGCCAGGCGAACAGGAGGAACAGACAUUCCAGACAAUCUAGUGUCAGCCGUAUUUCAUGGUAUCUAUGCUGGUGAUAUCUACAAACUGAGUGCAAAAAGUAUAAUGCCCACCCAGUGGGGAAUGGAGGGGGCAUUUGGAAGUAUCAGUGCAGGAAUAUCUCGAAUAGCAAAAGUCAAGAAUGCGACAGCUGAAGAUGCAGAUUUGGAGGAAAAGGAGAAGAGUUCAUUUACGGACAACGAGAGGGCAAUUGUCAAAGAAACAAGUGUCUAUACUUUUCGCAGAGGGAUUGGUACACUAUCUGAAGCACUGGACUCCUCUCUAAGGAAUAAUCCUAAUGUAAAAAUCAAGCUGGGCGAGGACGUAAAGAAAAUCGAGUACGAUGGUCAAAGUGAAGGCAUCAAGAUCUACACAACUCAGGCUGGCGAAUCAUCCACCAACCAUUCUUACGUUAUUUCUACCUUGUCAGGCCGCACUCUCUCUACACUAACUACCUCUUCAGAUGAUUCUUUACUCCCUUCACUUGCGAAAACAGAGGCUGUGACGGUCAUGGUUGUUAAUCUCUUCUACCGGGAAGAAGAUCUCAUUCCGGAGCGCGGCUUUGGAUACCUAAUCCCACGAUCCAUUCCUUUUGACCAGAAUCCAGAAUUUGCUCUUGGUGUAAUUUUUGAUUCAGACGCAACAGUUGGUCAAGAUACUGUUCCAGGGACCAAAUUCACCGUUAUGCUAGGUGGCCAUUGGUGGAACGACUUCGAAACAUAUCCUAGUGAGGAAGAGGGUGCUGCUAUGGCAAAAGCCGUUCUCAAACGACAUCUGAAGAUCGAUCAAGAACCAGAAAUGGUACAUGCAUCUUUGCAGAAAGAUUGUAUUCCUCAAUAUACUGUGGGCCAUGAGCAGAGACUGAAACAAGCGCAUUAUGAGUUGUUAAGCGCAUACAAGGGAAAACUGGCAGUGGCUGGAAAUUCAUACACUGGCGUGGGCGUAAAUGAUUGCAUCAAGGCUGCCAAAGUCGUGGCAGGCGAUGUUGCACGUGGUAAUGAUGUAACGGGACUGGAAAAAUUCACUGAACAAAAAUGGUGGGAGAAAAUGAUCAAACGAGAACAAUAAACCCCAAUAAAUCUUUGAAACAAAAUUAUGGAAAAAGAUGAACAUACAAUAAAUAGCAAAAACGUGAACAUUUAUUUUGUGUCAACGAUUGUUAAUUUCAAUCCAAAACUACUGCAUUGAAUAUUCGAGUCACCACGUCCAUGUUCCCUAAUAAGUACCGAUCCCACUUAUGCUUUUGAUCGUUAUGAGAGAUAGCACCUGCUGUUUUUGUUUGGAAUGAUUUUAGUGUCACUGGGACUUGAUGCAAGAAAAUGGUUACCUUGCUGAAGCCUGAACCAUCGAUCAUUCGACGGCCACUUUCAUCAUAACAUAGUGAAUGAGAAGCACCAUCUUUUUUUGGAGUCGUGAGCAUUCAAAAUAUGGAUAUUAUUCGCGAUAUUCAAUAUGUUGUCACAGCUAACCAUUGGGCCGGAUUCAACGGAAAGUU
Botrytis sinoallii is the source of this 2367-nucleotide messenger RNA. RefSeq lists its product as uncharacterized. Gene Ontology annotation, cellular component: mitochondrial inner membrane. The record is from RefSeq and is a predicted model, not a curated record. The coding region runs from base 102 to 1940 and encodes 612 amino acids. NCBI's taxonomy places the organism in Eukaryota, Fungi, Ascomycota, Leotiomycetes, Helotiales, Sclerotiniaceae. The transcript has 4 exons. Gene Ontology annotation, molecular function: protoporphyrinogen oxidase activity, oxygen as acceptor. Gene Ontology annotation, biological process: heme biosynthetic process.